AUGCCUGAUGCUAACAUUUCAGACCGUCAAGGUCAACGCAGGAGACCGUUUUCGACAUGGGUUAAGAAACUCACUAACUUCAAAUCAUCCGAUGGUGAACGUCAAAAGAGGCACAAGAAACGAAGCCACAAGAAGAACAACCCCUACCCUGAAUCUGGACAGGUCGGCAACGGUGUAACCAACGGAACGAGUGCAUGCACUUUCACCACCACACAGACGGGUACAAGCAAUACCAGUGUGGACCGAUCCACUCGGACAUCUCGAGAUGACCAGGGACCGCCAACGAUCGGGCGUGGAAGCGUGACCGGUACGGUCUUGACAGAUCAUGAGGCCUCCCAUUCACUUAUGGCACCCAGCCAUAGGGCAAGUUCUGUCGCUGGAACGAGCCGUACCGUCGGUGGAGGAGUUGAAUCUAGGAGGGGGGGAGACAGUACAUUUUCGAGUCCAGCACCAUCUGUGAGGUCUCUGACGACGACCUUGACUACGAUACAGUCAAUGGCGCCUAACGGGGCAGGGCAAGCUCAGAAUCAUGCUUCACAGCACCAUGGCAACACGCAGUCCAUUCAAUUCACCCAACCGUUCCCCACUACAGGAGCACCAGCAUCAGCCAUUCCGCCCCAUUUGGCGCCAACUGGCAACCCAACGACUUACACGUCUGCAACCGCCAACAAUCUGCUUACAGACAACGCAUCUAUCCUGACUUUGGCGUCAUCAAGUAAGCGACGACGAAGGCGCUCUCUCGAUACCGAUGCGUCUGUGCGUGCUCUUGCGCCUUCGUCACUUUGGGGUGGCAGCCGUGAAAGUCUACCACUUAGUGUUUUGAGUGCAAACAUCGACCCGAUGGGUAUGCCCACUACUCCCGGCAUUCACGGCAAUCCUCGAAUGGCAACAGAACGCACGAGCAUUUACUCUGCAACAGGUGUCGGGCCUGCGAUUUCUGGUGAUCGAAACAGCUACUACGCCAAACAAGGGGACGCUGCAAGUGUUCGAAGUGGGUUGCUUGGUCAUGGACGAGCUGAGAGCGUGAGCGGCAGCAUUGGUGGUCUGAGCAGUCCUCUAAUUACGCCACGAGAGGUAUUCAACGAGACGAGCGAGAAUGAGAAAGAAGAUACCCCUGUAGCUUCUAGAACGAAGGAGGCAUGA
This is a messenger RNA of Fusarium fujikuroi IMI 58289, 1143 nucleotides long. RefSeq lists its product as uncharacterized. Lineage: Eukaryota; Fungi; Ascomycota; Sordariomycetes; Hypocreales; Nectriaceae. Bases 1 to 1143 code for a protein of 380 amino acids. The record is from RefSeq and is a predicted model, not a curated record. The transcript has a single exon.